GACAGAGAGGCAGAACUCCAGGUCAGGGAGGUUGAAUGAGUCUUCAGUGUGUGAGGGGUUUCCAUUGGAAAGGCUUACUAUGGCAGCAUUUCUUCCCAUCUCUCUGCUUUUAUUUUCACCUUGUGGAUUCUUUGUCUUUGUUUGUGGCCACUUGACAGAUUUCACAUUACCAGUUAACCCCAGUGUGGUUUCAGGUGUAGAUCUUGCCACAAAGAGUCUUUUUUCUGCAGGGACUUCCAAUGCUUCAGAGGUUCCCACCACAGAAUUCACAACCAGUUACAGAAAGUCAACAGCUGAAACCACUACAGAGCGCCCGACUGGGAAGAAAGGUCAGAAACCAGUGAGGAAAGUCCUGAAAACGGAAAAAGAAGAAGAUGAAGGACCCAUGGAAUUGGCAAAAAGAUCCACAAGAAGCCUUAUGGUAGCAAAGAAGCUCAAAAAUGUCCUGAAGAAACCAAAAGUCAUUCCUAGGAAGCCAAAGGUCACUAAAACACCAAAACCAGAGAUCAAAAAGGUCACUCAUCACCAGUCAGCCGCCACAAAAACUGCCUCACAAUGUCCUCCUCUCGGUCUGGAGUCACUGAGGGUGAAAGACGCUCAUCUGAGGGCUUCAUCCUACAAGCGACGAGGCCUGGGUCCUCACCGCGGCCGACUCAACAUCCAGUCUGGAAUAGACGAUGGGGAUAUCUAUGAUGGGGCCUGGUGCGCUCGGUACAAAGACAAGAACCAAUGGCUGGAAGUUGAUGCCCAAAGGCUGAUCCGGUUUACUGGGGUCAUCCUGCAGGGGCGCAAUUCCAUCUGGAGUUGGGACAUGGUCCAAACGUACAAGGUUCAGUUCAGUAAUGACACGCUGCUCUGGAAGCCCUGCAUGAACGGGAGCAAAGAGGCUAUAUUUGAAGGAAACCAAGACACAGAAACUCCCGUCCUCUCCCUGUUCGACAGUCCCACAGUGGCACGUUACAUUCGGAUCAACCCUCAGACGUGGUAUCAGAACGGGACAGAGGGAGACAUUUGCCUCAGGGCAGAAGUGUUGGGAUGCACACUUCCUGAUCCCAGUAAUGUCUAUGCAUGGCAGACAGAACCAACAGAGUCCAGAGACAAACUGGACUUCAAGCACCACAACUAUAAGGAGAUGAGAAAGUUGAUGAAGUCUGUGCAUGACGAAUGCCCCAACAUCACACGUAUUUACAGCAUCGGGAAAAGCUACAAGGAUCUGAAGCUUUACGUCAUGGAGAUCUCAGACAAUCCUGGAAAACAUGAACUGGGAGAACCAGAGUUUCGGUACGUUGCAGGGAUGCAUGGGAAUGAGGUGCUGGGUCGGGAGCUUCUGCUCAACCUGAUGCAGUACAUGUGCCGAGAGUACAAACGAGGAAACCAGCGGAUCGUCCAUCUGGUCAAAGAGACUCGCAUUCACCUUUUGCCCUCCAUGAACCCCGAUGGAUACGAGAUGGCCUUUAAGAAGGGCUCCGAGCUGGUCGGCUGGGCUCUGGGACGUUACAGCUACGAAGGCAUCGACAUGAACCACAACUUUGCUGAUCUCAACUCAGUGAUGUGGACCGCCAUCGAGCUGGAGACAGACCAGUCCAAACUCAUCAACCACUAUUUCCCCAUCCCUGAACAAUACACCUCUGAAGAGGCUUUUGUUGCACCUGAAACUCGAGCUGUGAUCAACUGGAUGCAGAACAUCCCGUUUGCUCUGGGUGCAAACCUCCAUGGAGGAGAACUGGUCGUCACCUACCCGUACGACAUGACCCGGGACUGGGCGCCGCGCGAACACACCCCCACCCCUGAUGAGAGCUUCUUCCGCUGGCUGGCUGCAGCUUAUGCCAGCACCAAUCAGGUGAUGUCCAACCCAGACCGAAGGCCAUGCCACAACAAGGACUUCCUCAGAUACAACAACAUCAUCAAUGGGGCCGACUGGCACAACGUACCUGGAAGCAUGAAUGAUUUCAGCUACCUGCACACCAACUGCUUCGAGGUAACCGUGGAGUUGUCCUGCGAUAAGUUUCCUCACGCCAGCGAACUUCCCAUCGAGUGGGAGAACAACAGAGAGUCUCUGCUGGUUUACAUGGAGCAGAUCCAUCGUGGAAUUAAGGGUGUGAUACGGGACAAAGACACUGGGGUGGGAAUAGCAGACGCCACCAUCAAAGUCGAGGACAUCGAUCAUCACAUCAGAUCAGUGGUUGAUGGCGACUACUGGCGCUUGCUGAAUCCAGGUGAGUACCGCCUGACGGUCAGCGCUGAAGGCUACUUCCCUUCCUCCCGUACAUGUUACGUCAUGUACGACCACUUCCCUACAAUCUGCGACUUCAACCUCACCAAGACACCCAGACGGAAAGCAAAGGACAUUCUGGCAAAGGGGGGGAAACUUCCGAAAGACCUGCAGCUGAGGCUGCGGCAGCUACGAAUGAGGAAACUCCGCGUCACCACCAAGGCCAUCAACCAGCGGCGUGCUGCGGCCGCUGGCAAACGAGCAAAACGGGUCUGAGAGCAAAGCAGGGCUUGGUUCAGAGACACCAAAACUCACUGGAUUUAGCAUUAGAUUCUAUGUUUGAAAAUAUAUUUAUCUGGGCAGAGCAG
This is a messenger RNA of Xiphophorus couchianus (Monterrey platyfish), 2580 nucleotides long. RefSeq names its product probable carboxypeptidase X1. The record is from RefSeq and is a predicted model, not a curated record. Bases 80 to 2488 code for a protein of 802 amino acids. Gene Ontology annotation, molecular function: metallocarboxypeptidase activity; zinc ion binding. Lineage: Eukaryota; Metazoa; Chordata; Actinopteri; Cyprinodontiformes; Poeciliidae. The transcript has 15 exons. Gene Ontology annotation, biological process: proteolysis.